GGAAAAAUUAAGGGCCAGUUUCCAAACCACGAGGAUACAAAGUCGCGUUCCUGCUUUUGUCGGUGUUUAUGUAAUUAAAAGUCGUUCAUGUUUUGUCAAACGGGUCCAGAACAGCACAACUACAGUAUGUCGCUGCUUACCUCUGUCGAGACAGCCAUCAAGUCGUGCAAAGACGAACAGGCGAGGGUAAAUGGUCGCAUUCAGUUAUACAAAGACCUUCUACAUAGCCUGACUGCUCCAGAAGAACCAGAACCGACUAAUGACGCUCUGACCGACCCAACCACAUCAUUUCCAGAGGAGAUCCAAGAAAUGAUGCUGCUUGAGAAAGCAUUAGAAAAAGCUCUUUGCGUGCGCACUGGCAAAAGGCUUACCAGUGAAGACCACAAGGGAAACAAACCCACUCAGUUUCGAAAUGACUUUGCUGCCAUACCCAAAAAGGCGACUUUAAAGACCUUUGGAAAUCCGACAAACAGCAAAACAACCCUCAAAUCCACCACUACUGACAAAAAAGCACCUCAAAGGUCCGUGACAUCAUCAAGCUCCUCGACCACCUGUGGUCCCGGAAGGUGUAAAAAUACCACUCGUAAAAAUGGGACCCGUUUGAAAACCAUCCAACAUCACGCUGUAAAAAGUGUUCAGCAGACUGCCCCAGUGAGCAUCACUGGAGGAAAUAUCGCAGCAAGUGGUGAGCACCGGACCAACGUUUCAGAUGCUACAUCGUCACAUGACAAAGGAGAAAUGGGAGAUCACAGUCUGCCUCAACCAAGAAGACAAAGCAAGCAGAAGGAAGAGUGGAUUUAUUUGAGGCACAAGCAAAACAGAAUGUGGGACAAAGUGAUGGCCGCUCAAAGGAAACCUGCGGCGGGGAGGAGUCGCUUCAUGGAGAGAAUGAGAGCAACGUUUCCCAAGGACUGGCCGUCUGGAAGCCCAGAGCAGAUCGAAAGUCUGGUCGACAGACUGACUGACCGGGUUGCUGAACUCGACCAGCAGUGCCAAACGAUGAACCUUCUGGAUCAGCAGACCUCAGAGCAAAGCGCGGAAGCGGGGUUGAAAGAAAACUGCCGCUCCUGCCUCACGCCCGAGACACUGCAAACAACAGCAACAGAGCUUCGGAAUGUUGCAGAGCGAGCGAAACAAGCGUGGGAAGCGUGGGAUCGAUGUAAACCGGAGGCCGUUUGUCUUCAUGCCGGCGAGCCAGUGCAAGAUGAGGCCAUCACGAGGCGUCUUCCUGUGACCGUCACUUACGCCUCAGAGGCCGAGCUGCGACAGCUGGAGGCCAUCAGGAUGCGAGUGGCUCUGCUGCAGCAGGAGGUUCACCUGCAGCAGGCUCUAGUGGACGCUCUGUCCCCUCAACUGGCGUCCAUCAUCCCUUCGUGUACCAACCGCAGUGUGCUGAGAGACUUGUACUCCCUGUUAGGUGAAGGAGGUCAGCGUUUCCCUGCCAUCGUCCUGGACUCUGAGCCUGAGGGACUCGCAGAGUUGGACCACCAUUCGCAAUAAGUGGCGACUGAACCGGUGCAACAAAUCUGGAUGCACUUUGGCUCCUCUCACAAGUCAGUCUUGGUACUACAACGGAUGUCAUGUGAGGUCUCCCAUUUUAAAAAUCGGGUUCAAUGUUAACAAUCAAGAGUGUAUCCUGUGAAGUAAUGAAUUGUAAACCCUCGCUGGUGUGGUAUUGAAUCAUGCGGUUGUGAAGAAUUUGGAAGUGUCGACAGACGCUGUUAGCAAUUUCUUACUAAUCUGUGUCAUUGUGUUGCCACGGUGCAUUUACACAGAUGACAAAGUGACCAGAUAUUGUAGGUUUUUUGUUUUCCCUUCUGCCUUUAAAUAUGAAAACUAAGGGAAAAUCUACCUCUGUGCUCCGUGUAGGUCGGGCAACUUUGUAGUGCUGUAUUUUUGCCUCAAGGACGACAAUGUUUUCUGCUUUUGCUGUUGGUGGAGAUGUGUAUUGGUCCUGUACAUGCAACAACUUUAUAUUUGUAUUGUAUAUUUCUAUGUAGAUGUACAUUUUACAAUGUUGUAAAUAAAUGUUGAAGAAUAAA
Molecule: messenger RNA, 2042 nt
Organism: Syngnathus acus (greater pipefish)
Lineage: Eukaryota; Metazoa; Chordata; Actinopteri; Syngnathiformes; Syngnathidae
Product: tubulin epsilon and delta complex protein 2
Exons: 12
Coding region: 88-1500 (470 amino acids)
Source: RefSeq, a predicted model, not a curated record